UUCUUGGAGGUGCCAAAUGUUUCAAUACCAAGCAACCCCCGUCUCUCUCUCACCCUUUCCUUUUAAAACUCUCCCUUAUGCCCCUCUCUCAACUCCUCCAAGUCCUGGCUUCUCCUCCAAAUUUCUUCCUCCACUAAAGUAAACCCCACCAAAAAAGCCCACACUUUUUCAUCAUCCUUUGCUCUAACUUUUGUCUUUCUCCUCAGAACCCCCAACAAAAGGGUUGAAAAAUGUGGCAAAAGCAACACCCACAUAUGUCUUCUUUCAGGGAAUCUGUGAAAACUCUUGAAGCUGAUAUACAACAUGCCAAUAACCUGGCAGCUGCUCUUCCAAGAGAUUAUGGUGGGGAGUCUGGGGACCGUGUCCAGAUGAGAUUGUCCUACAGCCCCUUUGCUCCUUUCUUCCUGUUUCUUAUAGAAUGGCUGGAUUAUAAAUGCAUGGAUACCCUCCCAAGUUAUUUAGGCCUUCUCCACAUACUUGUGUAUAAGGUCUAUGUUGAUGGAAUGCCAACGAUGUCCUCACAAGAAAGGAAAGCCACCCUGAGGGAAUUCUAUGCUGUGAUAUAUCCUUCACUCAGGCAACUCGGAGGCCAGUUUAUCGAAUUGGAAGAUACCAAUAAGAGAAGUCGAUGCACAGAAGUUUUGAGCAGAAAGAGAGUGGAAGACAGGAGGAAGGUUUCUGAUAAAGAGAUCGAUAGGGAUGAUGAAUGUGGGAUCUGCAUGGAAACUUGCACCAAGAUGGUGUUACCUAACUGUGGCCACUCUAUGUGCAUCUGCUGUUUUCAUGACUGGAAUGUGCGUUCUCAGUCCUGCCCUUUUUGUCGAGGCAGCCUAAAGAGAGUUAGCUCUAGAGACUUAUGGGUUCUCACUGGCAACAUUGAUGUAGUCGAUACAGUUACUCUUGCGAAGGAGGAUUUGAGGCGUUUCUACCUUUAUAUCGACAACCUUCCUCCCCUAAUGCAUGAUACUCAUUCGCUUUUAUAUGAUUACAUGAUCUGAAUCGGUGUAGAAGAAUGAAGUAGUAAAGUAUAAAGAAUGCCGACCACCCAUUGUACAUAGAGUCUGGUGUGGAGAAGUUUGAUCUCAUCUGCCAUAUGGAAGAUCAGAAUACUCUUCCAGUGCAGCUGUAUAUAAUUAACUGAAACUACCUGGAUACCCUUUUCCUGAUGAACUUGGAACUUGUUGAUGAUGAUCAAGCAGAUGGCCUUGAAGAUUCAUGAAAUUCAUCAAUCAGCAGCCAUGGCAACCUGCAAGUAUGAUGAUAUAACUAAUGUAAAAUAAAGAAAAGGUAUGCUUGACAUUCAACUCAGCUUUUUGGAACCUGAGUGUUGGAAUGGAAAUAGAAAUGGCAAGCUACCAUAUUUGCUAAAUUGGUAUGUGACUUUCUUGUUAUUGUAUUGUGUAUGAUAAUCAUAGAUCAAAUGUAUAUGUUAUUCGAAACUUUCUUUUGGAUUU
Molecule: messenger RNA, 1454 nt
Organism: Vitis vinifera (wine grape)
Lineage: Eukaryota; Viridiplantae; Streptophyta; Magnoliopsida; Vitales; Vitaceae
Product: E3 ubiquitin-protein ligase AIRP2
Exons: 5
Coding region: 231-998 (255 amino acids)
Biological process (GO): protein ubiquitination
Molecular function (GO): ubiquitin protein ligase activity
Source: RefSeq, a predicted model, not a curated record